Messenger RNA from Polyodon spathula (Mississippi paddlefish), 1470 nucleotides. RefSeq names its product transmembrane protein 150A-like. The transcript has 9 exons. The record is from RefSeq and is a predicted model, not a curated record. Lineage: Eukaryota; Metazoa; Chordata; Actinopteri; Acipenseriformes; Polyodontidae. Gene Ontology annotation, biological process: protein localization to plasma membrane. The coding region runs from base 338 to 1168 and encodes 276 amino acids.
ACGGCAUUGCCCAAGAACAAGGGUCUCUUUCAACACAGCCCCGAAGGGUUUGGUUUUGUACCCUUAUGAAAGGGAUCCCAAGGUUGUGGGUUUGAGGCUGGCGAUCGGGUUUGGGAGGAGUCGGUACUGUACUAGCAGAAAAAAAAAAAAAGAAGUGUAUGUCCUGGUUUAUAUGCACAGCAUAUGUGCAGGUGCAGACUGUCCGGGACGACAGGAUGUUUGGACGGCAGUAGUAUCAGCAGUGUCCCAGAGUGUCGCUCUCAUGGCCUGCCUGCUUCUCUAGUCUCCCUUCUCCCCUGGUCCAUGCUUGGGCUCCACGCCCCUCUCCUCUUCCCCAAUGACUGCCUGGAUCAUUCUCCCCGUCAGCCUGUCUGCCUUCUCCAUCACCGGGAUAUGGAUCGUCUAUGCUAUGGCAGUAAUGAACCAUCAUGUUUGUCCUGUAGAGAAUUGGUCCUACAACCUGUCCUGUGCGGAGGAGACUCCCAAGCACGGCUUCCCGAAAAGCUGCUGCACCCUUGAGGACAUCCCUCUGAUCAGCAAGUGUGGCUCCUUCCCUCCAGAGAGCUGUGUCUUCAGCCUCAUCGGGAAUGUGGGAGCGUUUAUGGUGGUUAUGGUGUGCAUGCUGCGCUACGCCCAGGUGAUUGAGCGGAGCCGCUGCUCGUGGGUCAACACCAGCGGUCUCGUGGCGGGCUGCACCAACGCACUGGGGCUCGUCAUCGUGGGCAACUUCCAGGUGGAUCAUGCGAAGUCCCUGCACUAUAUCGGUGCUGGUGUAGCGUUCCCGGCCGGGCUGCUCUUCGUGUGUCUGCAGUGUGUUCUCACGUACCGCAUCGCCGUCUCGUCACUCGAUUACUGGAUGGCACACUUCAGGAUGGCCCUCGCUGUCGUGGCCAUAAUCUCCAUGGUGCUCAGUGGUAUCUUCUUCAUCCACGAGCGCUUCGUUCUCCAGCACGCCGCUGCCAUCUGCGAGUGGAUCUUCACCAUCACCAUCCUGGUCUUCUACGGGACCUUCACCUAUGAGUUCGGAGCCCUGAGCAGAGACAGCAUGCUGGCAGCGUUGCAGCCGCGGGGUGGGGGGGCUGGGGGGGGCAAGGACUGCAAGUCCCCGGGGAGCAGCAGUACCUCCACACACCUCAACUGCAACCCCGAGAGCAUCGCCAUGCUGUAGCACAACGCUCCAGCAAACGGUCAAAACAAACAAAAAACGGUCGUUUUUAUAUUUAUUAUUAUUAAUAUUUGUUUUAAAAACUAUUUUUUUAAACAAAAAUAGCUUCAACUGCUUAAAUAUUCAUCUGUUGUUAUUAUUUUUAUUAUCAUUAUUAUCAUUUGUUAUAAAUUAUUUUUAAACAUUUUUAAAAAUAUGUAAUAAUUUACCUCAAUUGCCCAGAUUUUGGGGUGACCUCCAGACCCCUUCUAGACCAGCACUGACCUUUUCUUUUUAGUACUGAAUCUUUAACUGGUUUUUAUUUU